UGCUCGGAACAGGGGCUGUAUGAGAUGUUUCGGAUGCUCUCACUACUCUCACUUUUGCCUCUACGUUAGUUUGCGUUGAUUAUCUGUAAUUAGGCAAGCGAUGUGGAGGAAGAUGCUGGUGCGCAAAAGGACUCUCCAUCCCUCUCUGCACAGGGAAAGACCUGGAUUUGCAGCUCCAGAGGUUUCCCCUGCAUAGCGCAUCGUGGAAGUUACAUCUACACGAUUCUCUUCUCUAAACCCUGUCGGGUAAAUCCUCAUAGAUGGUAUUUCUGUGCUCAGUUUCAUGGCUUUGGUUCACUGAGGACCAUCCAAAGCGAAGACAUGGCAGUGUCAAAUAUGCUGUUCUCUGACGUUGAAAGUUUCCUGGACUCGCACCCCGACCUGUUCGAGGACUACCUGAACAGGAAGGGCAAUUACUCCAUGGUGGAGAAAUGGCUGAAGAACCACCAGGCGAGCAAGGGUCCGGCGGCCGCGGCGCCCACCGCCGAGCCCCGGGAGGAGAAGGGCAAUGCGUGCAAGGACAGCUGGGCGAGCAAGUGCGACGGUCUGCAACGGAGAGCGUCUCAGAAGGAGCUGCGCAAAACUUUCGCCAGGUCUAAGGCUAUCAACGCGAACAGGACCUACGACGAGCAUGUGAACUCCAGGGCGCAGGAGCCUCUUACCAGCAUGAGGAGGAGAGCUCUGCUGAGGAAGGCGAGCUCCCUGCCCCCGACCACCGCGCACAUCCUAAGCGCGCUGCUGGAGUCCAGAGUCAACAUCCCCCAGUACCCGUCCACGGCCGUGGAUUUUAAGUAUUAUCUCAAAGAACACAACGAGAGGGAGUUCUUCCUGGAACUCGUGAAAGACAUAUCCAACGACCUGGACCUGACCAGUCUCAGCUACAAAAUCCUGGUGUUUGUUUGUAUUAUGGUGGAUGCAGACCGGUGCUCCUUGUUUUUGGUGGAAGGGACGGGCAACAAGAAAACACUGGUGUCUAAAUUCUUUGACGUGCACGCAGGUACCACAGUUUUACCCUCCAUGAACUCGGAUGAAGUUCAGGUUCCGUGGGGGAAAGGGAUCAUUGGUUAUGUGGCUGAACAUGGAGAGACGGUGAACAUCCCUGACGCCUAUCAGGAUCGCCGAUUCAGUGAUGAAAUUGACAAGCUGACGGGUUACAAAACCAAGUCCCUCUUGUGCAUGCCUAUUCACAACAGCGAUGGCGAGAUCAUUGGAGUCGCUCAGGCCAUCAAUAAGUCUUCAAGUGGGGAACGCUUCACUGAAGAUGAUGAGAAGGUUCUGCAGAUGUACCUGCCUUUCUGUGGUAUUGCAAUCUCCAAUGCUCAACUCUUUGCUGCCUCCAGGAAGGAGUACGACCGGAGUCGGGCGCUCUUGGAGGUGGUCAAUGACCUGUUUGAAGAACAGACUGACCUGGAAAAGAUUGUCAGGAAGAUCAUGCACCGUGCCCAGACUCUGCUAAAGUGUGAGCGCUGCUCCGUUCAACUGCUGGAGGACAUUGAGUCACCGGUGGUCAAGUUCACCAAAUCGUUCGAGCUGUUGUCUCCAAAAUGUAGUGCAGAUACUGAAAGCAGUUUCAAAGACAGUAUGGAAAAAUCAUCCUACUCAGACUGGCUCAUCAACAACAGCAUUGCAGAGCUGGUGGCUUCAACUGGACUUCCUGUGAACAUUAGCGACGCCUAUCAGGAUCCUCGCUUUGAUGCUGAGGCAGACCAAUUCUCUGACUUUCAUAUCCGCUCUGUGCUCUGUGUUCCCAUAUGGAACAGCAACCACCAGAUCAUCGGUGUCGCUCAAGUGCUGAACAGGCUGGAUGGGAAACCGUUUGACGAUGCAGACCAACGUCUCUUCGAGGCCUUUGUGAUAUUUUGUGGAUUGGGCAUCAACAACACGAUCAUGUACGACCAGGUGAAGAAGUCUUGGGCUAAGCAAUCUGUGGCUUUGGAUGUUCUGUCUUACCAUGCCACUUGCUCCAAAACUGAAGUCGAUAAAUUUAAGGCUGCUAACAUUCCCCUGGUCUGCGAGCUGGGCAUUGAUAAGCUCUCUUUUGAUGAUUUUUCCCUGGACGUCGACGCAAUGAUAACAGCUGCUCUGAGGAUGUUCAUCGAGCUGGGAAUGGUGCAGAAGUUUAAGAUUGACUAUGAGACACUAUGCAGAUGGCUGCUGACUGUCAGAAAAAACUACAGGAUGGUUCUGUACCAUAACUGGAGACAUGCAUUCAACGUAUGCCAGUGCAUGUUUGCCAUGUUAACGACGGCGGGUUUCCAGGAGACGCUGACAGAGCUGGAGAUCUUAGCUCUUAUUGUAGGCUGUGUGUGCCACGACUUGGACCACAGGGGCACAAACAAUGCUUUUCAGGCCAAGACGGGUUCAGCCCUCGCUCUGCUUUAUGGGACCUCUGCUACGCUGGAGCACCACCACUUUAACCACGCUGUUAUGAUCCUGCAGAGCGAGGGUCACAACAUCUUCUCCAACCUCUCCUCCACGGUGUACAGCGACCUCAUGCAGCUGCUCAAACAGUCCAUUCUGGCCACAGACCUCACGCUUUACUUCGAGAAAAGAAACACCUUCUUUGAUCUUGUCAGCAAAGGAGAAUACAACUGGAACGUGAAGGCUCACAGAGACAUGUGCAGAUCUAUGAUGAUGACAGCCUGCGAUCUUGGAGCUGUCACAAAGCCAUGGGAAAUAUCGCGCAAGGUUGCUGAGUUGGUAACGAGUGAAUUCUUUGAGCAGGGUGACCGAGAACGACUGGAGCUAAAGCUCACACCCUCUGCCAUCUUUGACCGAAACAGGAAGGAUGAGCUUCCAGGGUUGCAGCUGGAGUGGAUUGAUGGAAUCUGCUCGCCUCUGUAUGAGACUCUUGUCAAAUUGAAUCCCAAACUUCAGUCGAUGGUUGAUAUGAUCCGAGCAAACAGGGCCAACUGGGAGGAACUGAACAAGAAGAGACAAAGUGGCCAGAGUGUUUCUGCCCCCUACAGUGGCGAGGCCACGGAAACCAACAACUGCACAGGGGCCAAAACCAGCAGCACACCCUGCUGCGGUGGCGACUCUGAAAGCACACCAUCCAAGACGGCCAGUUAGCUUCUGCUGAAGAGCUUAACCAUCCUGGGCCUUUUUAUUCUUCAGAAUGCAGCCUGCAGCAGAGGCAGUGCAUGCAGAGGUUCUUGGGCUCUGCUCCUCUUCGCUUUUGCAACCAGAGAUGAGCUUUAACAGUUGGGUGUGGCGCGAUCCUAGAGGUUUUCUCACUCCCUUCAGAUUCCCCAUGCUGAAGGCUGACAGAGCCAUGUUUGGCAGGCUCGUCGGAGCAGCCGGAGAUCAGCUGAUGACACCUCGUCAAGGACUGUGUUGCUCUGACUUUUUGGCAAAAGACAUGAAGAGUGGCGUUUGUCUCACUGUUGUGUUUUGUUUCUUUUGGUAUCUCUCUGUGUUGCUCGCAUUUUGUCCAGAGGUUAAAGAAUCUUUUUGUAAAUCUGUAAAUAAGCUGUUGAGUUGUUAAAGCAUUAUGUAUUGGAUUGGAAUGUGGUUCUAGAGCUUCUUCUAAAGAAUGAAGAGGUGUACAACCAGUAGGACCAGUGGCUUUCAAUGCAAAAUGAAUUAUGUGCUCCCUCCCUUCCUGUGCCUUGUUUCAAGAUCCUACUGAAAAAUGCAUGACCUCUGUGUCGAGGUUCUUACAUGUUAUGGAAAUCCUUGUUGAACCGUGCUGAAUUUCUGCCAUAAUUUGUAAAACUGCAGCUAUCUCUUGACCCCUUAGUUUACUGCGAAGAAUUAUGAUAAUUUACAAAUGAAAACAUAUUUUGGCCCAGUUUUAUACAUACAGCGCAGGGCCUCUCUUGUCACACAAAAAUACACAAUGUGCCUUGAGAAAGUUGCUCUCAUAACACAUGCAUUUCUGCAGGGCAAGACUUCAGCUCUGAUGACUCAGUUCUGACAGCUGGAACACAAAACGCCACAUUUUAUUUCAAAAGCCUUGCUUAGACAUUUUCAGGGCAUCUCAUUUUCUGUUUUUUACACUUCAUAAAGGGCCCAUACCACUCUUAUGUUUAUCAGGCAUAUAUAUAAGGCUGCAGUGAGUAACAGAAGACCUAAAUGUAAUAAAACCCCUUGACUCGGUCAAAAGGUAACAUAAUCAACCCACUACUGCAUGAUCAAUUAAAACCAACCCAGGCACCAUACUAAAGAAAAAAAAAAUCAUACCUCUGCAAAGACCAGAUAUCUGUCCCUUGGUCAUCCAUUGUCUUCCACUUAUCCAAAACUGUGCUGUGGAGUAAUACAUCCAGUAGGAAAAUCCAAUGAAACUCUCCAGUUCGUUCUGUGGGAUCUCAAGGUAUUUCCAGUUCAGAAGGAAUAUAUAGUCCCUCCAACAAGUUCUUGGUCUGCACUGGGGUUUCAUACGCAUGGCCUGUGGUCUAAUGAAACUAAAAGUGGAGUGUUUGGCCAUAAUGACCCUCACUAUGUUUAGAGAAAAAAGGAGAAGCUUGCAUACCUGAGAGCACCAUCCCAACUGUGAAGUAAAAGGGUGGCAGAAAUAUUGAAGCCACUUCUCAAGACAUCAGCCAGUAGUUGAAGCUUGGGCACAAAUGGGUCUUCCAAAUGCACAAUGACACUAAGCAUACCAGCACAUUAGUUACAAAGUGGUUUAAGGACAAAAAAAGUCAAUGUUUUGUAGUGAUCAUCACAAAGACCUGAUCUCAGUCCCUUAGAAAAUUUGUUGGCCGAGCUUGAAAUGUGCGUAAGCAAGGUGGCCCAAAAUGGGCCAAAACUCCAGCACGCUAUAGUGAGAAGCUUGUGGAAGGAUAGCCCAAUCAUUUGACCCAAGUCAUACAGUUUAAAGCAAUUCUACCAAAUACUAUGUAAAUCAAUGUGAACUUCUGAAUUUGAAGUAAGUUUUGAAACAAUUCUCUGGACAAUUAUCUAAUUAUUCUGGCAUUUAGCAAAUAAUGGUAAUCCUAACUUACCUAAUGCAGGACAUGUGUCUUCACACAGAGUAUCUAGCUUCAUCUCUGUCUGCUCGUUCCUGAACUCCCGUUAUUUCUUUGCCAAAAAGCAACAAACACAAGAGCAAGUGUUGUGAACCAGCAACAUGUCUAUCAGUGACCUGGGUUUUACUUUGUGUAACAGCAUUGUUUUCUUAACUCUGGUCUGAAGUCUCUCUGAGCGUAUCUGUUAGACCUUGGUUGCCAUUUUGAUUCCAACUUGAUGUUUCCUCAGGUAUAGGUUCCAUAACUGUAGGUUCACAUAUAGGAAAAUGCUAAAUGCUGGUUAAUUAUUUAGCUUUUACAUGACAGUGCUAGAUUAGCUGGGAGUCAGACUGAUCUCCUAAAGCUCAAAACUGUUGGGGUUGCACAUAAGGAAGUAUAAAAUAUUUUAGUUUUUGUACAGAUUCAUCAAAAAUGUCCAGGUGGGAUGAUCUGAGAACCUUAAAGGGGGAUUUUGUUACCUUUGGUUAAGUGUGCUGUUCACUGACAGUUCAUCAGCCCUUCAAGUUAACCUAAUACCACUGUUACUUAAGUCUGAACUGUACAGUCGGAUGGAUAUUUACAGGGUUCCCAGGCAGUUUCUGUGUCUUUCCUUUCUCCCUUGUACCACCUCCUUUCCCUCCUGAUGGUCUUUUUUUUUGUCAUGGUCUUUUUUUUUGUCAUGUGUCCUUUCUUCUUUCCUUCCUUGCAUGUUUUCUUUCUUCCUGCUUACUUGGGCCUUUGUUUCUUUUCUCCCCUGUAUACUAUUUACCUUUUCCCCUUGUGCCGUUCCUUCCCUCCUUUAUUGUGUCCUUAAGUUUGUCCUCCCUUUUAUCCAUUCUUCCUUCCGACACUCAGAAUUGAGUUAAUCGAGUUAGUCAAAGCAUUUCUACGCAGCAGGAGACAGAAACUCAGAUUUCCUGCUGCAUUUAAAGGAAACUCAUGACUAAAACUUGGAGAUAGGAAGUUAAAUCCCAGGUAAACCGUGAUUGAAGUCAAAGCUUCCAGUUUUUUGUUUUUAUGUGGACAACCAUUUGAGGGCACCUUCAGGUCAGUGAGUGUCUAAAGCUCAAGUCAAGCACAAAUCUAUUUAAAGCACAGCUUUCAUAGUCAGAUUCAAGCUGUUUCCAGUCUUUAAAAAUCGUUUGGUUUAUUUUGAAACAUUCUCCACGUUUUCUUUCAUUUCUAGCCUUCUCUCAGAGCCUACACACACUACGAUCUGUAUGAGAGCUUUCCUUCCUGCAGAAGACUGACGUUAAAACUGAAGUGCCCAUGUAAUAUCAAAGCUUUCCCUUUGGUAUUAUUCUGUUACAAGCAUUAUUUCUGGGUUUGCCUUAUGAGUUGUGUUGUAGCUUUGUGGGCUGGAGUUUCUAAUGUGACUGUGCACAUCGUGAGGCAUGGAUCUACUGUGUUUUAUCUGAAGACCUCAACAGAAGUUGACCAGAGUUGCAUGUUUAAUGCAGUCUUGACUCCAACCAAUUUGCUGAAGAUGUAGCAAACGCAGUAAGCCGGCAAAUACCUCGUAUUUUGAAUAGUGCACACCUUAUCUCAUCAGACCUGCAUGACUUAAAUCCUCCUGUAUCAUGCUGCGUGACUUACAUAUGAAUAUUGCUCUUCUAUUUUUCUAUUAGGUCUCCACAAAGUCUUCUCUUCCUUUUUCCUCUUGUGUUUCUCUUUCAAUCUGGAUUUUGGAUGUAUUCAUGACAGCCUAAUCUGAAGGACAGCCAAGGCAUGAAAAAGGCAAAUGUGUUUCUGUUUCUGUUAAGAGUUUGAAUAAAGAAAAAAAAAUCUGC
Molecule: messenger RNA, 6739 nt
Organism: Girardinichthys multiradiatus
Lineage: Eukaryota; Metazoa; Chordata; Actinopteri; Cyprinodontiformes; Goodeidae
Gene: pde11a
Product: phosphodiesterase 11a
Exons: 20
Coding region: 322-3072 (916 amino acids)
Biological process (GO): signal transduction
Molecular function (GO): protein binding; 3',5'-cyclic-nucleotide phosphodiesterase activity
Source: RefSeq, a predicted model, not a curated record